Messenger RNA from Exaiptasia diaphana, 1046 nucleotides. RefSeq names its product multidrug resistance-associated protein 4. Gene Ontology annotation, biological process: transmembrane transport. The coding region runs from base 132 to 1046 and encodes 304 amino acids. The transcript is spliced from 2 exons. The record is from RefSeq and is a predicted model, not a curated record. NCBI's taxonomy places the organism in Eukaryota, Metazoa, Cnidaria, Anthozoa, Actiniaria, Aiptasiidae. Gene Ontology annotation, molecular function: ATP binding; ABC-type transporter activity. Gene Ontology annotation, cellular component: membrane.
UGAUUGCCUCCAACUAUUCAACAACAUCAACAUUCAUUAGACAAAUUUAAAGCAGUUAUUCAGUAAAGCGUCACAAUAGCUAUCUGAGCAAUCCAAAUGUACAUCAUGUUGAUGCUGCUGCUAAAAGCUCAAUGAAAACAUKAACAGCCAUGAAGACGAAAGCAAAUCCAAAAGAAAACGCUAACAUACUAUCCCGUUUAUUUAUCUGCUGGUUAUACAGUUUACUAAGACUUGGCAGUCAACGACAACUAACACAAGAUGACCUGUUUGAAUUGUCCGACGAAGAUCAAGCAGAAUACAUUUUACAAGAUUUUGAAGAAGUUUGGCAAGAWGAGAUCAUCUCUGCUGAACGCCGUGGCAAACAACCACGACUGUGGAAAGCAAUGCUCCGGUUCUUUCCMUGGAGUGACUAUUUCUGGUUAGUGUUCUGGAGGACUUUAGAAACACUCAGUGUUUAUUGUAAGCCUGUGAUAUUAUGGUUCUUUCUGAAGACGUUACAAGAACGUAAAUCUAUAGAAAACACGCAUCGUCUUCUUGCUGCUGGAGUGGUUGGUAUUGCAGUGAUAUCUUUCAUGUAUACCUUUAAGCAUCAAAACAAUAUGAUUUCAAAGAUGAUGGGAAUGCGACUCACUAUCGCUUGUACUGGGUUAAUACACAAAAAGAUCUUGAAAUCAAGCCGUGUCCAUCUUUCCAAUGAUAAACCAGGUCACGUGUUCAACUUGGUGUCCAAUGACAUCCCACGAAUGGGAGACAUCGUUCAUAAUGUACAGUACUGCACAUCACUGAUCAUUGCAGCUCCAAUCACCUUUGCCUUGCUCUGCAUUCUCAUUGGAUGGCAAGCGAUGUCUGGAGCUUUCUUUGUCAUCAUUUGCGGGAUUUCACAAAUUUUCAUGUCCAAGGGUUUUGCGUAUUACCGACUUCUUCAAGCAUCUGCAACAGAUCAACGUCUCUCAUCUGUCAACGAGAUCAUCAAAGGCAUACGAACCGUUAAGAUGCACGCUUGGGAGUGGAGCUAUUUGGACAUCAUUAGGGGAUUUAGGAGGUAA